AUGAAGCUUGAAGAAAAGUGUGGGGACAAUAGGAUCCCUGUGGGAAGGGGUCAGCCUCACCUGGGUGAGACGCAGCAGGCAAACGGGAAAGCAGGCGCAGCCGCAGGUGCGGGCGCUGAGGUCUGUGCGAAGCAGGAGGCCAGUGGGAAGCGGGCCGUGCCCGGCAGAAGCCUCAACACGUACAGCUGGCAGGAGGUGCAGAGACACAACCGGGAGGCCGACCAGUGGCUGGUCAUCGACCGCAAGGUUUACAGCGUAACUGGCUGGGCAGACAGGCACCCAGGUGGGCGCCGGGUCCUCAAGCACUAUGCGGGGGAAGACGCCACGGAUGCCUUCAGGGCUGUACACCUGGACCUUGACCUUGUGCAGUUGUACCUUAAACCACUGCUCUUUGGAGAGCUUGCUGCAGGAGAGCCCAGCCAGGAGAGAAACAAAAACCUGAGUGAGUUGAUUUCAGAUUUCCAAGAAUUGCAGAAGAAUUAGAGGCUAGAUGCCAACCUGGGGGUCUUCUUCCUUCACUUAGCCCGGGUCCUCACUUUGGAAGUCCUGGCUUGGCUAAUCCUGUAUCAGUUUGGCAGUGGCUGGCGUGUUACAAUACUCAUUUCCUUUCUUCUCACAAUUUCUCAGGUAAGUUCAGUGUGCACUUUGCAGCAUGAUAAAGGGCACUGUUCUACAUUUAAGAAGUCCAAGUGGAACCAUCUGUUGCACAAAUUUGUGAUGGGCCAUCUCAAGGUACAGAAUGUCAAGGAGUCUGAUGGGGAUUCUUGA
This is a messenger RNA of Otolemur garnettii (small-eared galago), 768 nucleotides long. Its product is annotated as fatty acid desaturase 2-like protein FADS2P1. Lineage: Eukaryota; Metazoa; Chordata; Mammalia; Primates; Galagidae. The record is from RefSeq and is a predicted model, not a curated record. Gene Ontology annotation, biological process: lipid metabolic process. Gene Ontology annotation, molecular function: oxidoreductase activity, acting on paired donors, with oxidation of a pair of donors resulting in the reduction of molecular oxygen to two molecules of water. The transcript is spliced from 4 exons. Gene Ontology annotation, cellular component: membrane.